UUCAAUGGCUUCCUCUUCAAAAACCACCACCUUCGUCCAGGCCGACCCUUCAACCUUCCGCACCAUCGUCCAGCUCCUAACCGGCGCCGAGAAGCCCAUUUCUAGCCUCCACGAACGUCGACGAGCCCUCGACAAGCUCCAAAUCAACCGCAACACCAACGGAAAGAACGAUUCCCCGUGUGCCGGACAAAGAGGGUCGUCGGUUUCAUCACCCAUUUCGACGCUGGAUUUCGUUCCACUCCUCAGCCCACCACCGUCGAACGCCAAGCGAACGAGGUCCACAGUUGUAGAAGAAGAGGAGGGGGAAAAGAGAGGGCUUUAUUUGCAUAAUCAAAGCGGUCCAUUGAAUACGCGGCGGCGAGGAGCAGAACCUGAGUUGUUGCAUUUGUUUCCUCUACAUUCUCCCAGUGAAAACAUCCACUGA
Molecule: messenger RNA, 424 nt
Organism: Hibiscus syriacus
Lineage: Eukaryota; Viridiplantae; Streptophyta; Magnoliopsida; Malvales; Malvaceae
Product: VQ motif-containing protein 11-like
Exons: 1
Coding region: 5-424 (139 amino acids)
Source: RefSeq, a predicted model, not a curated record